CCCAUUCCCGUUUUGCGUUUUGCGAUGAUAAGUUUAUCAGUGGAAGUGCAGUUUGUCAUGACUCACAAGUUAAACAACUGAAGUUCGCUCUAAUUUUAAUUAGGACACUCCAACGUCACUUUAUGAACUUGGCGACACCCUGUCUUAUCUUCUGAAAUUGUUUUCGUUAAUUGUGUAUUUCGCAUCUCUCAAAAACGUACAUUUUAGAACCCUUGAACAAUGCUCAGAGCCCACGAGAAAAUAUAUUUUCGUCUUCGCGACCCCGGUGCACGUUUUACGCUCAAAAUUUGUGGAAAUGUUGACAGCUUAAACGUCUGUUACGAUUUAAAUCACUAACAUCUGUAUUCCAGUCCUAAGAGCAGUCUCCUAACAAUACCACAAUGGUUUUUGAAUCUAUUGUCGCCGACUUGUUAAACAAGUAUUUAAGUCAAUAUGUUGAAAACUUGGACCGAACUCAAUUGAAAAUUGGAAUAUGGGGUGGGGAUGUAGUUUUGAAGAAUCUGAUGAUAAAGUCAGGUGCCUUAGACGAAUUGAAUUUGCCCCUCAAAAUAGUUUAUGGUGAAAUCGGCAAACUAGUACUGAAAAUUCCAUGGAAAAACUUGUAUGGCUCAUCUGUGGAAGCUUCUGUUGAUUCCCUCUUCAUGUUAGCAGUGCCAUCGCAAGAUAUUAAAUAUGAUGGUGAAAAGGAAGAACGUUGGGCGCAGGAAGCAAAACAAGCAGAGAUAUUGCGAGUAGAAAUCGCCAAACAACAAGAAAGACUGAAAGACCAACCAAAGAGUGCAGAUACUUUCACUGAAAAGUUAGCUGCACAAAUCAUUAGAAAUGUUCAAAUUAGAAUCAAUUCAAUUCACAUCCGGUAUGAAGAUCAGAGCACAAGACCUGAGCGACCAUUUUCUUGUGGUCUCACUCUUUUCAAUCUAUCUGUUGUCACAACUGACCAAGAUUGGAAACCUCACGUAUCGUCAGAUGCAUCCACCAUGAUUUACAAGCUCCUAACUUUAGAAGGGUUUGCCUUCUAUUGGAACCCAAAGACGUUUCUGAUAUCAAAACAAAACAUGAAUAGCUAUCCUCACUAUUUUCAAGAGGGCAUUGCCACUCAUGAGUCUCUUGCAAAAGGCUACAGAUAUGUACUUGGUCCAAUCAAUUCCACAGCAAAAUUGAGGAUAAGUCCUAAGCCUGAAUUGGAUAACUUUAGUCUUCCAAAGUAUCUUCUCGAGCUAGAUCUACAACGACUCCAAAUUCGAAUGAGUAAAGAACAGUAUAGAGACGCCAUCAAGUUUAUGGCAUCGAUAGAAUUGAUGGUAAAUGCAGCACCAUACAGGAAGUAUAGGCCUAAUUUGAAAGAAUAUAUCGGCCAUGAAAAAGUGUGGUGGCACUUCGCUUACAAAUGUAUUCUAGAGGAAACUGUGAGAAGAAAACGGCGCAAUUGGGACUGGGACCAUAUCAAGGCUCACCGAAACAUCUGCAGAGAAUAUGCUCAUUUGUAUACAAAAAAAUUAACAGCUGGAAAUAAAAUGUCCGGCGUAGAAAAUCUAAGUCUGACACAGUGCGAAAAUGAAUUGGAUGCUUUUAACAUCAUACUUGUGCGUCAAAAAGUGGAGAAUGAUAUUGAGAGGCUUGGAAGACUUGCGCAAGUGAAAAAAGCAAAUCAAGCUGCUAGUGGCUGGUUCAGUAGUUGGUGGUCAGCAAAGGAAACAGAUGCAGAAGCAGAGGAUGAAAUCAUAAAAAAGUUUGAAGAAGCAAUGAAUGCAGAAGAGAAGCAGAAACUGUACCGAGCAAUCGACUAUCAAGAGAAUGCAACCCCUGCUAUUUACCCAGUAACCUUCAAUGAAACUGAAAUCCAGUUUAUGUUACACUCUUUUGAGGUAGAGAUCAGAGAUGAAAUCUUGGAGAUGCCGCGAGUUCUUACCGUGGUGUUGAAGCAAGUUCAAUCCUUCUUUCAGCAAAGACCUGCUGCUAAAGCUUUCAAGCUAGUAGCCUCCAUCGAUACACUUUCUGUUUUUGGACUGACACAGAACAACGAAGUGCCAUUACUGGUAUCAUCUAAAAAAGGGAAAUUACCAGUCUCAGAGAGGACUUCCGAUUUGGCUCCGUCCAACAAUCUUUUCCACGUUUUGAUCGAAACCAACCCGCUUGACAAAAAGUGCGACCAGCGGGUACACAUCUCAUCUACUCCAUUGCAGAUUGUAUACGAUGCUCAAACAAUUAUCAAGCUCAACGACGUUUUCACACCGGAAAAAGCUGAACUCGAUGUUGCCACUGUAUUCUCUGCAGCUGCCACCGUAAAAAUAGCUGAGUUCAAAGAACGCUCCUCCUUAGGUUUUCAGUACACCUUAGAAAAACACGGCGUUUUGGAAUUGAAAAUAGAAUUGAUGGCAUCUUAUUGUUUGAUACCACAUGGGGGCCAUUACACAGGACAUGAAAACAUGAUUGUUGUCAACCUUGGUCGCAUAUCAAUAUACUCUCGCCCUCCAGAUGGUCAGCGGAACAUCCAAGAAAUGCGGAGUCGAGGUCAGGACGAUGAAACGAUUCUCCAAGAAAUGAUGAGCUCUAGCUAUGAUCGUUUUGACAUCAAACUAGAUGAUCUACAGGUAAUGGUGGUCUACCCUGAAGAAAAAUGGCAAAUGAAACCAGGAGAUAAUGCCGUUCCAGGCCAACAUCUGCUACGUCCCACGAGUGUCAUCGUCUUGGCUCAGAAAUGUGUCGUCACAGAUGAUCCUAAUCUUCCGAAGUUAAAAUUGAACACGGAGCUACCUUCUGUUGAAAUCAAAAUUGCUGAAGGUAGGCUUCUGAACGCAGCUGGUGUCUUGAUCAGUAUUCCUUUUCCAGACUCUGAAACACCGGCCCCUGUCACAGAGGUGAGAUCCACUCCUUCGAAAGUCAACCUGAGGUCCUUGGAUUUUGUCGGGAACAAGAAAAAAGUGGACAAAAAAUCCAACAAAGAAUUGGUUCAGUUAACUGAGCUUGAGGUGAAAUUCGAGUUGAAAGAAUUGAUUAUUCAGAUCGAUUGGCAGAAGUAUGAAGAUGAUCCUCCAGAGCCACUUGUUCUGUUUAAUCUGAGAUCGCUUGGGUUCGAAAUGGUUCAGCAAACAUUCAAUCUACACGUCAAUGUUGUAUUGAAGUCUUUGCAGCUCAUUCAGUACUAUGAAGGUGAUGAGAUCAAGUUGCUGAGUACAACAUUAGCCGACGACCUUGAUCACAGCCUCUUCUUACUCAAGUACGUGAAUGUCAAUAGGAACUCUCCCGUUUUUGAGACGCACUACCAUUCAGUCAUCCAACUCGUUGAAAUGAGUGUCAGUAAAUUGGAUGCUACAAUCAAGCAAGAUGCAAUUCUCUUCAUUCUCCAGUGGUGGAAUCAUGUCCAAGAGUACCUGUUGAAGCUAAAGGAUUCAAAUUCAACUCUAGAGGUCACCAGUUCCACCAGUGAGGAAAAGGCAGCCCAGCUCUCAUUGCCGCAGCAACGCCAGCUUACGCCCAUGGUCUCCCAAACAGAUGAGCUAGAAAGGGAAAUUGUGAUGGUGAAAUUAAUUGCAUGUUUGAAUGAUUUUCUAGUCACUAUACACUCAGAAGCCCCAUUAUUCGAGUUUGACCUUGCAGGUCUUAACGUUUUACUAGUCAUGAAGCCUCAAACAACAGAAAUGGAUGCAAGCUUGUCGAAUAUUUCAAUUAUUGAUCUAAUGGGAACUGAGUAUAACCGCAACAUGCUGAGCAUCAUGGAAGAAAGAGAUGUGAUUGUCACAAAAGUAGUUUUGUAUGAAAAUAAAAAAGAAAGCUUAAGAGAAUUGUCGGAUGAAAGUUUCGAUGUUGCUGUUUCUUUGUCGAUGGCUUGUGUAAGGAUUAUUUUUGUGAACGAACGCCUAAUGGAGUUUUUGGCAUUUUUAAACAACUUCCAAGCAGGCAAAGAGGCCAUUGUCGAAGCAUCUGCUGCUGCCGUGCAGACAGCAAAGUUAAACAUGCAGCAAGCAUAUGAAAAUGCAACCAAAGUUUCUUUAGAUGUAAGAUUAAAUGCCCCCGUGAUUGUAGUACCAGUCAGUUUCAAAAGUCGUCAUGCUCUGAUUUUAGAUUUAGGUCACCUUACAAUCAACAAUAAUGUAACAAGCCAAAGUAGUAAUUCCUGUCUCAUUGAUAACAUGAAACUUGAUUUGCAGCAGAUGAAAAUGUCAAGUGCCAUUUUACGGAAAGGACUGGGAACAAAAGAUGAAGCCUCCCUUCUUCUCCCAAUUAAUUUCACUCUAGUCGUAAAGCGUAACCUCUCGAUCUCCUGGUGUAAAGAUGUGCCUGAUCUCGACAUAACUGGUCAUUUCCAAGCCAUCAAAAUGAGCUUAUCUCAACAAGCAUAUAGUCUGAUCUUAAGUGUCAUUGAAGGGAAUUUAGCUGCCAGUCCAAAGUCCUCAAAGCCAAGUGUCCCAGCACCGAAACCCACAAAAUCAAACUUCUAUGAGACAGCAAAAUUCAACAUCAGCCGUCAAAAGCUGCCCAUAGCAUUUGACAAAGAUGAGGAGGCAACAAUGGAAGAUGGAAGCUUUCAAGACAUGCUUGCUCGUAGUGUGAUUAAAUUCAAAUUUGACAUCGAUAGCAUGGAGCUUAAUCUCUCAACGAAUAGUAAAAAAGUAGACCCAAAAACAGGUAAUUCAGUGGAUGACUUGCUCGCCAAGUUGUCACUUAACACAUUUGCUCUAGAGGGGAGUGUCUUUUCUGAUAAUUCCAUCUCAUUUUCCAUUCUACUGCGAGAUUGUCUGAUUGAUGACUUGCGCCUAUCUAGAAAAAAACUGGUGCCUCGUUACAUGGAGCGCAAUCGAGAUCCCCGCUUGGAUGACUCAAACGACAUGAUCAACCUUCUUUAUUCACAGAAAGACCAACUAACCAGCAUCAAUGUUGAAGUCUCAAGUUUCAUUUUAAUGUUCAAUCUUGAUUUUUGCUUGAAGCUCCUUGACUUUUUCACUCAGAAGCAAGAUAAGAAACCAACACCUGCCAUUAGUUCUGCUAAAGUUGGUGCUGUCAAAGCUGCUCCUGAUAUGAAGAAGAAAAAGUCAACGACUCUCGAACCAGAGGAUAUAAAGCUUGAGGCGAAAGAUAAUAGAAUGUCUGUUAGUGUCCAUGUACAGCAGCCCGAUAUUAUCCUUGUUGAAAACAUGGUGGAAACUAACACUCGAGGCAUUGUGUUAAAUUUUGAGAUGAAUUAUCAGCUUCAAAUGACCGGUGCAACGCAAACCAUGAGUGGAUGGGUAAGAGACCUUCAGAUAUACUCAUGCUUUUUCACUUUAGAAAAGAAAAAAACCUCUCUUGCCUUGGUCUUACGUCCUGUAAAUGUUUCACUGUCAGGUGAGAUGCCGGAACCGAAUAAUCUUCAAAUAGAGGUUGAAACGACUCCGGUUAGAUUAUCUGUCUCACCAGCGACAAUUGAACUGUUGAAUCGGAUCAAACAAACUAUCAACACAAAUCUGGCAGAUGAAGAGCCAGUCAUGCCUGAGAAUGUAGACCUUUCAGACUUGUGGGAUAUUAAGCCAAUCAAUGAAAAUGAAUUUUGGUUUUUGAAAGCGGAGGAAGCGCAAGAAGCCAUUGCAGAAGUACCGAAAUUGUUGGCAGAAUCUGCCGUGCAAGUCAUGCAAGAAGCUUGCUCUGUUAGCAUACCAUCAAUCAUCAUCACCAUCGAAGCAGGUGUAGGCACCAAAACUCUACCCAUGUUACUCCUUGAGUCAAAAUUGAAUGGGACUUUCGAAAAUUGGAGCUCAGCAAUGAAAAUUGCCAGCUGUUUGACUUUGGAGGUUAAGUAUUACAAUAGCCGCCUAGCCUUGUGGGAGCCUUUUAUUGAACCAAUUGAAUACGAAGAGCCAAAUUCAAUUGAAAGCUCCUCUGUUCCAUGGGAGCUGAACUUCAAAAUGGAAACGAAGAACCCAAAUGAUACAGAAAGUUCGGAUAAAGUCUCCAACAAUCCACUGACAAAGAUUGAUAUUUCCUCCAAAGAACUAAUGCAAAUAACUGUAUCCAAAACAUGCCUACAAGUUUGCCAAGAUCUUGGCAAAGCGUUCAGAGAUGCGGUGUCAAACGAGGGUCCCUUAGCUAUGUUGGUUGCUGCCCCUUAUACAUUAAAAAAUUUCACAGGUUUGUCUGUCACGUUAAUUCUUGGAUUAGAAUCUUUCAAAAUCCAAGACUUGGAGCGCAAAAAUAAUGAAGAAAUCGUCAUUCUAGAAUCAGGAGCUGAGAUAUCUCUUUUCCUGCCGGACGAUGACAGUAAUUCAGUCACUAACUCUGCUUCUUACGAAAGGAACCUCAGAGUACUAAUACCAGACAAAAACUAUGAGAUCGAGAUUCCUGUGGUCCAAGCAGUGAAGCGAUAUUACACAUUGCUUGAAUCUGGUCAAGAUGUUGAAAGUUGUCACUUGAUUUCAGAAGUAUUGGUAGAGAAUGGAAGCACGAGUAUUAUUCUACGAAGUGUCAUGCAGAUAUACAAUCAUUUCUCCGUGCCAAUAAAUGUUUAUGCGUUAGCAGCCAGUGGCGACCAAUUAGAGCUAAUUGGAGUUGUAGAACCAGAUGCUGUGUUCAAUGUCCCAAUUCCAGUCUUAUCCUCCACGGACGGCGACAUAUUUUUCCGUGUCAGAGGUUACUCAGUCUGCUCCAAAUCAUACAAGUAUGACUUGACCCAACCUCCCUCUGCACAAAUGCUUCAGUGUGUAUCGAAAAAUCCUGAAGAUAGUGAUCCCUUUUUCAUCAAAGCAGUAGGCUCCUCGGAGAAGGUUUAUUAUGAAUCAACUAGUAGAUACACUACUUUCAGUCGUAGUCACUCGGUUCACCUAUGGCCCACACUGUACCUUCGAAAUCUCCUUCCUGUCGAUGUUGUUGUUGUAAUGCAAGGAGUGCCAACAGAAAAAUUGCUCCCAUCAGGCAAGAAAAUGGACUUACCUAAUGUUGAACCAGGUUCGUCUAGUAUUAUAAUAAGGAUAGUUAAUUAUCUUGAAAAAGAAUGGUCUUGCAAACGUGCCAUCGAUGAAAAACCACCUGAAUUGGAUGCCUGGAUCUUUUAUUCCUAUGAUAGUGCCCAAAGAAUGAGUCUUCAACUUGGAAUGCGAUCUAUCAUUCGAAAAGAUGCAUUUUAUAUGGUACUGUACAGCCCCUUCUGGAUGAUAAACAAGACUGAUAUGAAACUGGCGUACAGGAGUUCAGAGGAGUGUGCCAAGACAAUUUAUCAUCCUGCUUCCUUUAAACAACCAAUCAUGUUUUCUCGUGAGAAGUCAUUUUUCAACAAAACCAAGGCCAGUGUUAAAAUCAACAAUGGGGAAUGGUGCGACAAGUUCCUUCUUGACGUUGCAGGCAAUGUUGGUAUGCUUACUUGCACGGUGAAAGGUGUCACAUAUCAAAUCGGUGUUCAUAUCAAAAUGAUGUCCAACUCUCUCACAAAGCUGGUCACUUUCACUCCGUACUAUGUUAUAAUUAAUAAAUGUUGGUUUGACAUCAAUUUUCGCCAGGUUUUGAAAGGCAACGAGUAUUCUUGGGAAAAAGUCGAGUCCAAAACAUGUCAUUCAUUCUGGCCGCAUCAAUCCAAGCAUACCUCCACAGAUAUGAUCUUAAGAGUCGAUGGCACAGAGGAAACGACUACUGCCUUCUCUUUCACAAAAAUCAUGAAUAAUCUCCUACGCCUAGAAAAUUCUUAUGGAGGAAUAAAUGUUGAUAUCCAAGUUAUGGAAAGUGCGACAUACAUUACGCUAGAUUAUUACAAAGCAGGAUUUGCCCCCGCAUAUAUUGUCAAUCAUACAAAUUACACAUUCUUGCUGAGUGAAAAGCAUUCCACAAGUGGGUUGGAGACCAAACUCCCAGCAUCCUCAGCUGUGAUGUUUACAUGGUGUAAAUCGCAAUCAUUCGACAGUCCAAUAUUGAGUAUCAACGAUGGGAUUGUAGAUAUUGAUGUACGCAAGGACGCGCUUGGUACGUUUGUCUUGAAAUCGAAAGAAAAAGGAUUCUGGGUUUCGUUUUUGAAUGGGAUGCAGCGCACUAUCUUCUUAACAACAGACGAGAACAUGGCCAAAGAAGCUGAAGCAGUGAGCGAUCUUGACCAAAUCGACCAAGAAAUAAUCAUCUCCCUGCAUGGGAUCGGCCUCUCUCUAGUUAACAAUGAAUUAAAGCAAGAAAUUUGUUACUUGACCAUGACCAGCUCUGGGCCAUACUGGCAACUUCAAAAAGAAGGAAACAAACGGUUCAAAUCUUUAACUAUUGAAGAGAGUCGCAACAUCGAGGAUGCUUUUAUGAAAUACAGCCAGGUCGGAAGUAAACCGCUAACCGAAGGAAAGAAAGCUUUGUCACCUACGUCUGAUGGUAAAUUUCAAAUUGAUUUCUCCAACCAAACUGUCAGUAAACCGUUCAAGGGAAAAUUGCGACGAAUAUAUCAUGUUGGUCUCUGGCUACAAACCAAAUCAUCCCUACACACUUAUCAAGUUCAUGCCAAAAUUAACCACCUCCAGAUUGAUAAUCAAGGUCACACAUACACAUUCCCGGUCAUUUUCGCACCGCAGCCUCUAGCGAAAACCACUGCUGCGAGUCAAAGUCCCAAGCCAUUUGCCGAGUUGAGUAUAGUGCAACGUCUUUACGACUACUCUACAUUCAAACAGUACAAGUACUUUAAAAUUCUCAUCCAAGAAAUGCAAGUUAAAGUAGAUGUUGUAUUCAUAAGUGCCUUAACUAACCUCUUUAAAGUGGAUUCAAUGCUCAUGGAGGACCAAGAACUCAAGUUCGAGGAAGAUAGAAAAGUCAUGAACGAUCCAUUGUACCAGCUAGUCACUUGUCAUAGUUCUGAAGAGGCCAAAAACUACUACGACUUCCUGCACUUUGGACCGAUCAAACUUCAUCUGAGCUUUUCUUUUAGCUCUGGGUUUGAUAAUGUCCAUGAAGAUACCGCAGAGAAUAUCAAUAUUCUGACUCAAAGCUUUGGUGUGACAGUAACAGACUUCAACGAUGUUGUUAUUAAGCUGUCAUACUUGGAACGACAAUAUGUCAUGCUAAACCAGCGACAGUUGGAGCAUGAGGUCAUGAGUCAUUAUACAACCCAGUUCAUCCGACAAAUUUAUGUCGUAGUUUUUGGCCUGGAUGUGCUUGGCAAUCCGUAUAAAUUAGUAACGGAUAUCAAAAGAGGAGUUCAGGACUUUUUUUACGAGCCCAUCCAAGGAGCCAUUCAAGGCCCUGGAGAGUUUGCUGAAGGGGUUGUUCUCGGCAUGAAAAGUUUAUUUGGUCACACAGUGGGUGGUGCAGCCGGAGCAGUGAGUCGAAUUACAGGGUCACUUGGACAUGGAUUAGCGGCUUUGACUUUUGACAAGGAUUAUCAGCAAAAGCGUAGAGAAAAUGUCCAGAAGAGAUCCGCCCACGAACGAAUUGCAACGAGCAGUAAGGGUCUGGUGAUGGGUGUGGUUGAAGGGGUCGGUGGCGUUUUCACGAAGCCAAUCUCAGGAGCGCGAGCAGAGGGAUUUGGUGGCUUCAUGAAAGGAAUUGGUAUCGGAGUGGCAGGGCUCAUCACCCGCCCAACAGGAGGUCUUGUCGACUUUGCCAGUGGAUCCUUCAGAGUUGUCCGGGAUGUGAUGGAGGUGACAAAAGAUGCAACCAGAGUGCGACUGCCACGCUAUUUCAAAGAAGAUAAAGUAGUUCGUCCUUAUUCACGAAAAGAAGCAGAAGGAUACGUGUUUCUAUUCUCACUAGACAAAGGGAAGUUCGCAAAAACAGACACUUACGUCUUUCAUAUGUAUAUUGAUAAGAAUAAAAGAAAAGAAGUUUUCCUUAUUACGAAUAAUAGAGUAUUGUAUAGUUAUUUUAAUGAUGUGUUCGGCUCAGUUGAGCUGCUGUGGGCAUACUCUUGGGCUGAGUUUGAUGGGCCUCCAGUUGCCCGAGCAGAUGGAUUACUGUUGCCUCUGAAAUCCAAGGGUCAUAAACUAUCAAGGUCACAGCAUGGCAAGUUAUUAUUGGUUGAAGACGAAGAGCUUAAGGCCUGGCUUGCAGCAAAGAUCACAGAACUGAUGGAAGAUGUGGACGCCUCUUCAGUGUCGUUUUCCUCCAGCUUAAGACGAUAAUGCCAUGUUCAAAAAUACUUCUUCUAAAAUGUCCAAUUACAGAUAUCUAUACUAAACUUUUAGGGUCAAAAACGGUGCUUACUAAAUGGGUCAGUCAACACCAAGGUUAACGUUAAUUGUUGAAGCUUUUGUUAAAUGUUGAGUUAGAUUGUGUUUGUAUUUUAUGUAAAUUUUUUCGAAUUUAAUCAAACUUGUUAAGUUUGUCUGAAAGCUUGAACAUAUGGGAACAAGGUACUUAUAGAAAAUUUCCUCCAUAAUUUCAAUAAUUCUUAGUCCAGUCUCUAGGUUAAAAAUCUCUGCUUCAUCUGAGCAUUUCCCAGUGAUACACAUUCAACCGAGAGAAGCAGGAAUCGUUUUUGUCUUUCAGUGUUUUUCUCUGCUUGGAAGUGAAACGUUUCGUGGUAUUUCAAUUUGAUAACAUACAUUUGAAAAAUUUCUAAAGUUUUAAUGCUUAACAUAACUUGGAAAAUUGUGAUCAAUUUCAGGUUUUUUCACAUUUUUCUUUCGCUUCUUUGUUAUAUUUUAUCCGCAGCAUAAAUACUGCCUUUCUUUACAUUUAUAGUGACACAUUUGCUAAUCUGGUCAGUCGAAAAUUUAUGAGCCAAAAGCUUUCAAAAAUUGGUUUUGCUUUAAUGUGUCACACCAUUUCACUUUUCAUACAAUUCGUAGCAUUAAAUUACAUUUAUUUUCACAUAUAUAUGUAUAUACAUGUAACAGGCAGUCCUGCUGUCAAAUUUAUCGUAUUUAAUUUCAAAGUAGGUGUAUAAAGAAUGUUGAUUUUUAAUUCUGUUGAAAAUGUGAUUAUGCUUGUUUAAGGAUCUAAUUGAAAAGGGUUUUUUGCCUCCCAUUGAGGUAUUUUUCUCAUCUCGCGGGGAUUUUGUACUUUGUGUGAUGAAGGAGUUUUGUUAGAUUGUUUUAUUUAGGGUCUCCGACAUACUGCUUGGUCCUCUUGAAAUAUGUACCCUUUAACUUCGCAUUGAUUAUAAUUUAGAAUGAUGUUUUUUUGGUACCCCUCCAGACUUGAGGAGAGACUGGUCUUCAAAUAUUGUUGUGGAUGAAUUAUUAGUAAUUAAAAAAAAGUAAUUUUUCAUCUCAGUAAUCUGAGAAAUACAAUUUUUGUUCCUAAAGUAGUGUACUAAUCAUGCACUGAACUGCCACACUAAGAAAGAACACUGGAUGAAACUUCGGGCGUUGCCACAUUUCCCUCGUUAAAGUACGAAUUUUCUUAGAGAUCUGUGAAAAUUCUCUCCCAAUUUUUCACAGAAUUUUGUUCGCAAUCUCAUCAGAAUUAUAUGUAUCUAAAAAUUUCAAGGUUAAAUACUUGUUACACUCCUCAAAAAUAAAUAUUUUACUGCUGGAAGCGUGGCAACAUUCAAAUAUUCAUACUGUGUUUUUCCUCAGCACUGCAUUGUUGUGGACGGAGCGUAUAACUUUAUUCUUCAUGAUGAAAACAAAAGGUCCGAUUUGCCCGUAGAAAAAAGAAAAGAAAGAAGUUGUUUUGAAAGAUAAUACUUGACUAUCAGUAAUACUAUCAGGUUUAACAUUUGGUGCCCAUCUCACUCUCAUGAACCAAUGUUUAAGGCUAAAAUUUCAGAAACUAUUUGCUUAACUUUUGCUAAACUUUUUGCUCUGUGAUGAGGGAAAAAAGACUCCUGUCAAAAAAGAAAAAAAAGUACCACAACAGAACAUCAAUUAUUUAUUACCUUCAUACUACUGCAGUUGUUUUUAUCUUUGAAUGAUGUAUACUUCGCUAGUUUAGAAACAAGUUGAGUUUAGUGGGGACAAAAAAUUCACUGGUAAAUUGUUCAUAAUCUUUUUUUUUUUUGGGGGGGCCGCAAGUAACGUAACAUUACCAUCUUUUUUCUUUUUUUUCUGUUUGGCCAGCUCUUGUGGCUUCAGUUUGCCCAGUUUUAUCUCCUUUUGGCCAGAUCCCUGUGAUUAGAAAAUAAUAUAUCUUGAAAAAUAUUAAUCGUGCACUUUUGUAAUAUUUGAAUCUUUCUAGCUAUCAUUUGCAUUUAACUUCAGGCCUACAUCAUGUAUGUAAUUUGAUAGAUUCUAUAUUUUUGACCCCUCGUAUUUUUCCAGUGUCUGCAGUAGUUUCUUACACUGUUGUCAACCUAUUUUUUUAUUUCAUUUUCUAAUUUGUAUCGUUGUUGUUACAAUAAAUAAGCGUUUCAGUCUUAAUUCCUUUCAAA
Bemisia tabaci is the source of this 12241-nucleotide messenger RNA. It is a transcript of the gene Vps13, whose product is annotated as vacuolar protein sorting 13C. The record is from RefSeq and is a predicted model, not a curated record. NCBI's taxonomy places the organism in Eukaryota, Metazoa, Arthropoda, Insecta, Hemiptera, Aleyrodidae. Gene Ontology annotation, biological process: protein targeting to vacuole; protein retention in Golgi apparatus.